Molecule: messenger RNA, 653 nt
Organism: Hibiscus syriacus
Lineage: Eukaryota; Viridiplantae; Streptophyta; Magnoliopsida; Malvales; Malvaceae
Product: non-specific lipid transfer protein GPI-anchored 8-like
Exons: 3
Coding region: 103-537 (144 amino acids)
Source: RefSeq, a predicted model, not a curated record
CCACUGAUCAAAGAAAUCGACGGAAAAAGGUUUUGCUUUUAUUUAAGCUAAAACGUAACAGCCAGGGGAAAAGGAAAAACAAAGUAGAACUGAAUUCCCCAAAUGGCUAAGUUCCUGAUCAUGGCGGUUCUUCUGGCGGUGGUGUCGACGGCAACCGUGACGGACGCGCAAGCAACUUGCGCGCAGAAGCUGGUGGGUUGUGCUGCUUACAUCAACAACGCCACCGUCAAACCCGGAGACGACUGCUGUAACCCUAUCAAAGAAGCUGUUAGAACCGAGCUUCCCUGUCUCUGCAAUCUCUACAAGGACCCUAAUUUUCUCCCUUCUCUUCACAUCAACGUCUCGGAUGCUCUCAGGGUCUCUCGUGAAUGCGGCGUCGGUACUGAUCUAAGCAACUGCAACAACUCCACUUCUCCGACCUCUCCUCCGUCUCCACCAGGACGAGGAGCUGUAAAUCAAGAUGGUGGUGCUGACAGGAUAUCAUUGACUGGACUUACCAUCUUCUUCUUACUCUUUAUCUCUAUAGCACUGUACUGAAGUGAUCGGUUGAGCGAGUAUUAGUUUAGAGUAUUCGUGUAAUGUAAUUCAUAAGCUACGAAUUUCAGAGGUUUUAAACAUUGAUGGUAAAUUAGAACAGGAUGUGUUUAUUUAGA